This is a messenger RNA of Trematosphaeria pertusa, 831 nucleotides long. RefSeq lists its product as uncharacterized. The coding region runs from base 1 to 831 and encodes 276 amino acids. The transcript has a single exon. NCBI's taxonomy places the organism in Eukaryota, Fungi, Ascomycota, Dothideomycetes, Pleosporales, Trematosphaeriaceae. The record is from RefSeq and is a predicted model, not a curated record.
AUGCACGCCCUCUACCCAGGAGUGAGCCACUACCUCAGCACCGAACCGUGUCCUCCAACACAACAACUACAGAUGCAGAGCACACAAACAGAAAGCCCGAGACGAAGACUGCCCGUCCAACCCCCGGCGUAUCAUCAUCAAGAUCCUGCACAUCCCCCCGUCCCAUCCCCCGCCAACGAAAAGGCAAAGCAAAAGCACCACGAAGCCUCGCCAUCCCCCGCACCGCGCCCAACCAAGGACGGGGAUAGCGAUAGCGACAGAGACCGCUGCCCCCGCCCCAGCGCCGCAGUACGCCCAUGCACCUGCCAGCGCCCGUUCACCCCGGCGGGAAUGGAGCGGACGUAUCCGCGCGCGCGCUCCAAAUCUGUACGCUUGGAUGAUCGGGAUGCGGAGGGGAAGCCGAUCGAGGGCGAGCCGGGGUGGGCGGAGGAGGAAUACGGGAGGGGCAGGGCGGAGUGGCUUAUGAGUCUGCAGGAGGGGAAGGGUGGAAGGAAGGAGGGGCAGGGGGAGAUGGCGCCGCUGCUGCUGCUUGGGACGAGGGAUGAGGAGGGGAGUGAGGAGGGCGAGACGACGCCGCUGCUUUCGAGAACGCGAACGCGAACGCGAUCUAGAGGUUCUGAUGUGCCGAGAAGUGUUGAUUGGGAGGGGGAUGGGAAAGCGGCGAGCGUUCUGGAGGGCGAAGAGCAGCGUGUUGAGGAGAGGGGAGGGGAGACGAAGCGCUCGUUGAGGCAGAGGGCGAGGACCUGCUGGGCGAAGGUGAAGGAGAGGUUUCGCGCUGAACCGAGGGUGGGGAGACGGUGUUGUGAUGAUCAGUAUUAUCACUGCCAGUAG